UAUAUACUUCUUGAGCUCACAACUCUAAUCAUACCACUCAAGUUCCCAUUUGGUAUCUUGUAUCAGGAAACAUGCCCAGCAUUAAUAACUAAUGAGCUUGUCUGUCACAUUAUUUAGUUUUAUUUGCCUCAUAGCACCAAUCAUAUUGGCAGGUGUAUUAUUUACUGAUUUGUCUUCCCAAGACAGACUAUAUACUAGGCUAUAAACCUGACUUAUCUACCCUUUCAUCUCUAGUACCUAGAAAGAAAACAUCUAGUAGGCCUUCAACAAAUAUUUGUUGAAUGAAUAAAUCAAUGUUGUUUUCUGGAAAAUAAUAUACAUUGUGUUUAAGUAAUUUCUUUUUAUUCCAGUGUUUCUUAGUGUUAUUAAGAAAGGUUGCUGUUGGCCAGGUACAGUGGCUCACACCUGUAUUCUCAGCACUUUGGGAGGCUGAGAUCAGCUGAGGUCAGGAGUUCGAGACUCCUGGCCAACAUGGUGAAACCCUGUUUCUACUAAAAAUACAAAAAUUAGCUGGAUGUUGUGAUGCAUGCCUGUAAUCCUAGCUACUCGAGAGGCUGAGGCAGGAGAAUCGCUUGAAUCCGGAAGGUGGAGAUUGCAGUGAGACAAGAUCCGCCACUGCACUCCGGCCUGAAAGACAGAGCGAGACUCCAUCUCAAAAAAAGAAAAAGAAAACUUCAGUUUAAGGGACAGAUCAGGCCGAGAACGGUGGCUCAUGCCUGUUAUCUCAGCACUUAUGCGAUACCGCGGAGGGAGUAUCACUUUGAUGCCUGGGAAUCAGUGAGAUCCCAUCUCCACAAAUAAUUACUACUAUUAAUAAUUUAAAAUCUGAAAAAAAAAGGAGGGGGGUGGAUCAAGUUAAAAUAAGUAUAGGGUUAAAGUUGAUAUAUUUAAAAAUGCAGAAAUAGUUGUAAGAUCGUAUCAUUAAGAGGGAUAACUCUCAGGGCAGAGAUAGAAAUGUACCAUAUCUCAGCCUUUAGAAUCUCAAUUUCCCAUUGGACCAUGAGAGAUGAACUAGGACCUAAUUGGGUUUGUUUCCUCCCCGUUUCUUAAAAAGGUUUAUGUGAGUUGCAUUUCAAGUCCUGUAGAGGUACGUUUAACAGUUUUCAAAAAAAAACUCACCAGGACUUCGUGAGAAAUGAGGGUGGCAGCACGCCCAGACAUGGGACACUCAAGGCAGCUUACUGCCCCUCUACUGUUUUGUUUUAGUGGGCCGACCUAGCUCCAAAAACGGUUUGACCACAAUGCUAGGAUUUCGCUAGGACUUUUAUUUUUAUUUCACUCCCCUACUUUACUGCUUUUUCAAUGUAUCAAUCCAGACGCGUGUCUGGUCAAACUCUCAGGUUUACGGCAAAAAUCAUCAUUUCAGACAUUUGCUAAACGCUCUCCAGAAAGUCAUUUUCAGGGGUUCACAGUGAGACGGUGAACAGGUUGGCACAGAGUUAGUAGGGGCAGUUUUGUUUCGAUUUGCGGGCAAACCUCUCAGAUGUCGCCGAUUAACUUUCACCCGCAGUUCCCAAAGCCGCUUAAGGCCGUUUCCCGCGCUCUGCCACGCCGCAGGCCGAUGCUGCCGCAGAGAAACAGGAAGCGCCGCCCCCGGGCGUCUGGGUCCUCGCUUCCUCAACCCGCAGCCCCGCGGCGGCGCGCUCGCCCGGUGCAUUGUGGGCGCUGUAGUCCGGCCGGAACUUGUUUGCCACCCCGAGUCCCGUGACACCGCUUCUUCUCACACCCCAGUCCGCAGUGCCCCUUCCCGGCCUCGGCCGGGCCUCCCGGGACCUGGGCCCGGCGUUCCGGCGAGUCAGCUGUUUCUCCCCUGGGCACGGAGGCGGAAGCUUGAGGGGCGCGGGGAGGAGCUUCGCGCGUUGGACGAACGCCUGCCCUACGUGCUCGUUCGCUUCGCAACCGCUGCGCGCGAGCCCCGUGUCCCCGCGGCGGGCAGCAGCGGCGUCGUCGGCUGAACGCGGAGGGGGCGGAGGGAGCCCGCGGCGGCAGCAGCAGCUACAGCGAAAUGGCGGAGACCGUGGCUGACACCCGGCGGCUGAUCACCAAGCCUCAGAACCUGAAUGACGCCUAUGGGCCCCCCAGCAACUUCCUCGAGAUCGAUGUGAGCAACCCUCAGACGGUGGGGGUCGGCCGGGGCCGCUUCACCACCUACGAAAUCAGGGUCAAGACAAAUCUUCCUAUUUUCAAGCUGAAAGAAUCUACUGUUAGAAGAAGAUACAGUGACUUUGAAUGGCUGCGAAGUGAAUUAGAAAGAGAGAGCAAGGUUGUAGUUCCCCCACUCCCUGGGAAAGCGUUUUUGCGUCAGCUUCCUUUUAGAGGCGAUGAUGGAAUAUUUGAUGACAAUUUUAUUGAGGAAAGAAAACAAGGGCUGGAGCAGUUUAUAAACAAGGUUGCUGGUCAUCCUCUGGCACAGAAUGAACGUUGUCUUCACAUGUUUUUACAAGAUGAAAUAAUAGAUAAAAGCUAUACUCCGUCUAAAAUAAGACAUGCCUGAAAUUUGGCAAGAAGGGGCAAAAACGUGACUAUUAAUGAUUGAUAUGCACCAGUGAAGAAGUUCUAACUUUUAGCAUGCUGCUCAGAAACUGGUAUAACAUGCCUUCAGUAUACUAACACUCAUGCUCGGUUUUAUUUUGGCAGUUGACAAGAAGUUAAUUUGCUUUAGUGAAAAUCCCUCAUUCCAUACCUUUCUAUAUGAAUAGCUCUUUCUUGCUGUUUUAAUGUGGUGCACACUAUAGCCUCACAAACCUGUUAUUCCAAUGUAAUCUGCAGUGUCCUAACUAAAGUUGCUGGCUUGGUCUUAUUUGCACAGUUUUUGUGUCUUCUUUGCUUCUUGCAUUUGAUUAACUAGAAUAUUUCUCUUUCCCCCUUUUAAUGUGUCUAUGUCACUUGACCUAAUUUAUGUGUAGGAGCACUACACCAUUGGUUUCCAACACUGCACACAUAAGAUACAUACUUGUGUGCAGCAAGCAUCUUCCUUCAGGCUUGUACUACCCUUCACAUGGAAGAUUAAUGAGGGAAAUCUUUAUAUUCUGUAUAAAAACAAAAUCAAAUUUAUAUACUAAAAUCAUUUGUCUAAAAAUUUAAGUUGUUUUCAAAUAAAAAUUAAAAUGCAUUUCUGAUAUGCA
Callithrix jacchus (white-tufted-ear marmoset) is the source of this 3125-nucleotide messenger RNA. RefSeq names its product sorting nexin 3 (gene SNX3). The record is from RefSeq and is a predicted model, not a curated record. Gene Ontology annotation, molecular function: phosphatidylinositol-3-phosphate binding. Gene Ontology annotation, biological process: endocytic recycling; late endosome to Golgi transport. Gene Ontology annotation, cellular component: early endosome membrane; retromer complex. NCBI's taxonomy places the organism in Eukaryota, Metazoa, Chordata, Mammalia, Primates, Cebidae.